GCAUUUUGUCUUUGUUCUUCCAGAAGUAAGUCUGGCAACACUGUGGCACGGAGCUGUCAUUUGUAAUCAGCUGGCGAAGCUGCUGAACCGUGCGCACAAUGUUUUUAGUCGUAGCUGGACUUCGGUGAGCAGUAGUAUUGGCGGUGCUUAGUUGAUUUGUAACAAAUCAGUCACGGCGAGGAAGAUAUAAAAGCACGAGGAAUGCCGCUUACCGCGUAAUUGGAAUUGAAAUGUUUGUCGUCUGUUUGAGAAUUUGAUGAAGUGCUCAUGAAUUUAUAAAAUCGUCUUUGUGUCAGUAUUACUAUAAAAUGUGGAAACAUCUCGAACCAGGCAGCUCACCUGUAGACUGGUGUGAAGGAAAUUAUUUAAUCUCUCCUGUAAUAGCAGAAUUUGUUAACACGCUGAGCAAUAUAAUAUUUUUCUUAUUGCCCCCCCUGUUGAUUCAUUUAUUCAAAGAAUAUGGAAAAUUUGUAAACCCUGGAAUACAUAUCAUUUGGGCUCUAAUGAUUGUUGUUGGCUUGAGUUCAGCAUAUUUUCAUGCAACAUUGAGUUUAAUUGGACAGCUUCUUGAUGAACUCGCUAUCCUGUGGGUCUUCAUGGCAGCUUUCUCAAUGUUUUAUCCUAGACGUCAUUUUCCAUAUGUAUUCCAAAAUAACAGGAAGCUAUUCAGUGUUGCAACUCUUAUUUUCUCUAUUGCUGGCACAGGAUUUGCAAUUAUGCAUCCUGCUGUAAAUGCAUUUGCUCUAAUGACUCUUGGAAUACCAGCAUGUUAUCUGCUUAUAGAUGGACUGAAAAGAUGUCGCUGUGGACGUGUCCUCAGACUGGGUGUUCGCUCUGCCAGUAUGUGGUUUAUUGCUGUCUUCUGUUGGCUGAGUGAUAGGUUGUUCUGUGACGCAUGGUCAGCAAUCAACUUUCCCUACCUUCAUGCUCUUUGGCAUAUAUUCAUAUUCAUUGCUUCUUACACAGCAUUGGUAUUAUUUGCUUAUUUUGCUGUCAAAGAUGAAUGCCCAGAAAAAACUCCAGUCCUGAAAUAUUGGCCCAAAGAUAACUUUGAACUUGGAAUUCCGUAUGUCACAAUCCGCAGCUAUUACAAAGGUCACAAGAACGAAAUUUAAUGCCAUACAUUGCAAUUAUAAGACUGUAAGAUUGGUCUGAACUUGCCACAGAAUUAUAAGGGAAAUUAUAAAGAUUCUGAUAUAAGUUGAUUGAUAAUGUACAAAAUUACUAAUGUAAUGAAUUUGUAUAAUGAAAGUUGACAUGGGUCUCAAAUACUUGUAAACUUCAGAAUUUUAUAUACACAGGAUGAUUUUUUUUUAUGGGGACUGCAGAGGAGAAUCCCAGAGAAGAUAAGAGAACAGCAUGGAAGAUAUGCACAAGUUCCUUGCUAGAGGCCAAUAAUAUUCCCUAUGAUAGUGCAUCCACCAUUCGUGGUUCCCCCUGUAAACAAACCUUUCUCCGACAAACGGUGAAACUCUACAUUUUGUGGUGUGUUCACUGAGAGUGGGGAUGAAUUGAACAGUACUGCCAUCUGCUAUUGCCAUUUUCCUGCCCGUUCACUUUAAAACCAGGUUGGGCUGCUUCUCAAUGGAGUAUCAGGUCAUAUUUUCACAUUGCUUUGCCCAUCCAAUUUUUUGUUGAAUUGGCAACAGCAUUGAAGUGCAACUCCCUUACUAAAAAACUCUAGUCUGGACUUCAGGGAGUACUCUCUUUGGGAUCGUUAUUGCCCUCUAGCAGAAACCAGUGCAUUUCCGUAAACAUUCAACAUUUUUUGUUCCUUGUCCUCUCGAGGAUCAUCCCAUCUAUUGUGUCUAUAUAAACAAUACAUACGUGCAUAUAAUGAAGGGUUUAUGGCAGGGGUUCUCAUACUAGUUCACACCCCCAGUGGCUUUCAGUAGGCUCGAGAGUGGUAUCUGAACAAAUUCCAUUGAAGAAUUUGAAGAAAUUAAACUGCAAAGCUCAAGCCGACUCUGGAUAUUCAAGUUAUUGUAAUAUCUGAGUACAAAUACUUUGUUAUAAAGUUGUGUUUUUUUCCCUAUUCUUGUAAUGAUUUACUAAGAGAUUUCAAAUACUUUAAAUAACAUUUAAAGUCUUAGCAUUUAGGGUUAUUUUGUUGUGAAGAAACAUUUGACUUUUAGGAAAGUGCAAAGAUGUAUAUUAUUUUAAAAUGUUUGAGAACCUCUGGUCUAUAGCAAUGGCAGACAAUACAUUUUUACCAUUGAUCAAUAUGCAGCAGAGUGGAUUAAAUGCUGUAUCUUGCCUGGAACUUUUAGAUUCCCUUUAUUGAUGUACCUAAAAUGGCAUUUAUUCAUUUUUAAUAAUUGAUCUGCCAAAGCCUUGUCUUAAUGAAUGGUUGCUUAUAAAAAUAUUUAGAUUUUAUUUAUGCAUUUGAGCUUUCAUUUUUAUGCUACAUUGUAAGCAAAGAAGGAAGAAAUGCAAUGGAUUUGAUCCAUUAUCUGCAGGGAACAAGAAUUAAACUUCAUUAAUUUUUGUAUGUAUUGUUGCUGCAAUUUUUUAUUCUUGUUGCCUGAAAAAUUACUUCUUAGAAGGUAUUGUUAUGGUGCUGAAAUUAAAAUAGUAGUAAUGAGAUAUAUGGUGGAUCUUUUGUGAAAUUUAAUACAAGAGAUGUGAAAUCAGUAUUUGGUGUGACAUGCACCUCAUUGUAGAUAUAGAUACAAAGGUACACUGAAGUAAUGUAUAUGUAAUCCUUCUUGUACACUGGAAUUCAAGUGUGACUGCACUCUGUUCUUUGAUAGUACAUGACUGAAUCCUCAACUUUGAUAAAACACAGUUAAUUAACUUUGGCAAAAAGUAUUUUUGGGCUCUGUUCAUCCCAACCCCCUCCCUUUUGUACACUUUGCUCCACAUGGCAUAUAAUGUACCAUGAAUGUGUCUUAUUUUUCUACAGUGUACAAUACUACAUUUUCAGCGAAGUAUAUUUUAUAAAUGUUCGGUAAGAAACAUCUGUGAUGUAGAUAAUUGUAUUUUUCUUUUAGCAAUAUUGUAACACCCUACAAUAACACAUUUAGUAAUGGGGGUGAAGGCACAGUAUUUACUAAUCUUUCAUUAAAUGUGUGUGAAGUAUUGCAAUAUGGCUACCAAUGUGUACCAAGUGAGUGGAAAUAGAUUAUUAAUGUUCACAUGUUUGUAGGGUAAAGAAUCUAAUGCUACUCACAAAUUUGAAAUUUCUUCCAUGAGUAUACUACCCUGAUACUUAAACCAAAGAUUUUAAUUAAUUUUGUAAUUUACAUUUCACUCCUUGGAAUGUGAGUAAUUUUUCAAGGAAUAUUUAUGUACCUCAUUAUUUUACCAAAUGUAGCAAUAUAUAUGUAGAAAUAUUUUGGUGAUAAGAUUUGACGUGUUAACAAAUGUAUUUUACCAGUGUCUAAAUAAUAAUGUUAAAUAUUAUGAAAUUAAUAUUUUUCCUCUUCCUUUUUUUUCCUAUCU
Messenger RNA from Gryllus bimaculatus (two-spotted cricket), 3444 nucleotides. NCBI's taxonomy places the organism in Eukaryota, Metazoa, Arthropoda, Insecta, Orthoptera, Gryllidae. The record is from the annotation of a GenBank genome assembly.